Molecule: messenger RNA, 1339 nt
Organism: Seminavis robusta
Lineage: Eukaryota; Bacillariophyta; Bacillariophyceae; Naviculales; Naviculaceae
Source: the annotation of a GenBank genome assembly
UGAAUUUUGAAUUUUGAAACAACAUAUUUCUGUAAAAAUGAGGGCGAACUACAAUCAACCGAACCAACACAACCCAAUGCCCAAGAAGACAAGAAGAGACCAUGUCAUUGCGACGCUCGCACGUCCUUGGCAAUGAGGAAAGGGGCAAGAUGCUCCUUGGUGUCAAUCAGACGUUGACCUCGUAUCGGACUACAACAACCACCCCAAAGAAAGAAACAAGCAAAGACAAACCAUUGGACCGUGCACCACCACCGUGGCAUUCGGUGGCCUUUGUGGCAUGCAUCACGGCACUGUCCCUGUACCAAUGUGUUUCUGCCAUUCAUUCCCUCGAUAAGGUGGCCGUUUUGGAUACUUUCACCCAUCGAGUCUUUCCCGAAUAUGUUUCGUUGGCCCUGCUGGGUUGGGUUCGACUGGCCAUUGCCAUUUUGAUUUGGGUUGUCUUUGUCUCGACUGUGACAUCGGAUGGAUGGAUUCAAACCACAAGAUACCGAGCAAAAUCCAAGCUGCAAAGUGGUGUACCAAUUGUCAUGAAAGGAAGCCGAACCCUCUUUCCAUUCACUGCCUGGUGUUGGAUUCUGCUGGGAAUUAGCUUUACCAGUCAUGCUCUGAUUGCACUGACAGUGGCCUAUAAUGAUAAUAAUCAGGGAGACCUUCCAUCGACUCCUCUCUGGAUGCUCCGCGCCAUUCUGCUGAUUUGGGAAACCACCGCCCCCUGUGCCUUUCUGGUCUCGGCCGUGAUUCGCUACGUCAUUUGGGACAUGGUCCUUCAGGGUGGCCCCGAACGGACGGUCCAACUCAAACACCCUCGCAAUCUCAUGUCCCACAACAUGAACUCGAUCUUUGUAGUGACCGAAAUUUGUCUCUUGGGAGGCCUUCCAGUCCGCCUGUCUGAAGUAUACUUGGGCUGUCUCUACGGGUCGCUCUACAUUGUGAUUGCCUGGUCUCUCACGAGGUACUGGACCUCCCAAGGUCCCCAUUUCCUGUAUUUCUUUCUGGACACGACACUGGGGUACACCACUACCAUUUCCAUUGCGGCCUUGACCGCAACACUGUGUCUCUUUUACGCAUUGCUUUCCGUGUCCCUGGUGGCUUUGAACCAGUUGACAGCAAUGCUGCCAGACAAUUCGAGCCAAUUGUUACUCCUGUGUCACAUUGCUUUUGUUCUAGGUGUGGCUAGCUUGGUUUGUCGCUUCCACGAUUAAUUGCAAUUGGAAGCUAGCUAGCUAGUAGACACACUGGAAAGGGUCAAGCAUGGUGGGAUGAGAACAAGGAAAAGAGAGAAGAAAGCACACAAUUUGCUUUGUAAGAUCUAAAGAUAGCUAUUACUCCUACUCCAGAA